ACCUAUAUGUAAAGUGGGCCUAUUUCUACAUAUUCAGUGUAGAUGCUUACUUUAGUUGUAUCUAAGGUACUGGUGAGUACAGAAAACUGUGUGUGUUGGUAAAGGAGACACUUGUGGAUCUUCUUGUGUGACCUCUUUCAAUGUGUUACUCUGUCUUGAGUCUUAGGUUGAGCUUCAAAAUACCAACGUCUCAUUGUGUUAACCCUGAUCUGUGUUAGACAAGAAGAAUUUGAAUCCACAAAGACCUCUCAGUGUGCAAAGACAUCCCAAAGGCAAUUAUUAAUGGAACAAAUUAUUAUUAUUAUUUUUUUUUUUCACCUGUCUUGUUUCCAACUCAAGAACCACCUAGAAAAUGCCUUUUAAAGAAUUGAUGCCACUAGGCUGUGUAAGGAGCUGACCAGGUCUCUGUUAAUGAAGAACACUAUCAGAUUCAUGCUGAAAUGUAAUUUGAAUGCAUGUGUUUCAUAAUUCCCCAUCUCAAACAGCUAAGGUAUAUGGAAAAGUGCCUUUCAUAUCUUAUUUGAAAGUAAAUUAACUCUCUUUCCUCCAGUAAAAUGAAGGUUCUGAAAUUCUUAAGUUUGGCAUGGAUGGGCUUUUGCAGAAGAAACCCUAAUCUGGGAAGGGCUGAGUGAUUCAUAGGGUCAAACUUCUUUGCUGCCAUGAAAGUCAAAAUGUAUAUAUAAACAGAUAGGUUGGUGGUACUACCCCAUAGGUAUUGGAAAUCACCUGCCUGUCUGCAGUUUUUUUUCUUGGCACUGGUAUUUUCCAGCUUUUGAGAAAGUCUCAUACUAAGAAAAGAGAUUGUCAUGAGUACCAAUGGGAAACUAGUUCAUGUUUUGCCUAGCAGAACUGAUUUGGAAAAUAGAAAGUGAGAAGAGAUCUGAUUCUACUCUGAUUUGUCAGACAAAAGCAGAUGCAAUACUGAUGAUAUCACUGAAGUUAAAAAUGGUUGAUAUCACAGUAUACAAUAAUGUGUUAAAACAUGCAAAGUUUCACAUACAGAAUAGUUUAAAUGACCAAGUUUAGCUCCCAAGAAGAAAUCCACCACUCCUGGAUCCCAGAAUGGGUGUACAGGUAUAACUUAUUAAGCCCUUUUAUAUAAAAGAGACAGGAGGUGUAGAGGAGAUUUCAUUUUCUGAACUGCUGUCCCCAGAUGAUUCACAAAUCUUUUCUGCAUAGGUCGUGCACCCAGACAGAACAACCAAAGGUCGUGUACUUGAUGUAUGCAAUCAAGUGGCGCAGAGGUACCAUCUGGAGGGGUUGGUGCUCAAACAAUCCUACCCAACAUGCUGAAGUCAACUUCUUGGAAAAUUGCUUCAAGCCCUUGUCAUCAGCUUCUUGCUCUAUCACCUGGGUCUUAUCUACUACCCCCUGUGGGAAGUGCUCCAAAAGAAUUCUGGAGUUCCUGAGGAUACACCCCAAUGUAACCCUGAAAAUAUUCGCAGCCAAGAUUUUCAAACAUCUGGAUAUUCGUAAUCGGCAAGGUCUCAGGAACCUGACAGAGAAAGGAGUCAUCAUACGUAUUAUGAGUCCUGCAGAUUACAGUUCCAGCUGGAAAAGAUUUGUUGCAUACCAACAUGGAGAAGAAGAUUAUUGGCCCUGGAAUUUCAUUCUGCACAUCCUUCUGAACUGCAUAGAGCUACACCGUAUCAUUUUGGGGCUUCCUCCAGUAUUAAACCUUGAAUACUAGCACCAGCAGCAUGCUUACAAGUUCACUUUGUGCACCACAGCACUACCUACAACACUGGAAAAGCCGAUUCUUGGCUGUCUUACUACAGUUUUGAAUGAUGAAGUUUCAUACUGUCACUAUAAAAGGCCUUUACACCCAGAAGGCUGGGCAUUGCUAAAUAUUGCUAAAUAUUGGACAGAGCAGAAGGAGCAUUUCCUGUGGACAAGAAAUUAUUGGGAAGUUCAGAUGAUGCGACCAGGCAACAAGGUUACAGUGCUCUGCAUCUUUAGAGUCCAGUGUGGAUGGGAAUCAUACCCCAGGAUGAAGUCUUUCAGGUCUGCUGAUUCUGCAGUCAGAUUCUAUGAAUACUAUCUUGAGAGGCCAGCAAAUAAUAUUUUUUUCAUGAUCAUUUGUUCUAUAGAUUUAAUCAGAGCAGAGCAUUGUUUUUGAGAAUUUCUUAUGAAGGUCACUUCCAUGACUGUGUGUGUAAAUUUCAGAAAAUACCUCAUGAUAUAACGUUACAAUUUUUCUUAUAUUAUGAUUAUAUUACUGCUUUUAUUACAAUAUAAUACAAUUAUAUUACAAAGUAUUUUAUAUAUAUAUAUAUAUAUUUAUGUAUUUAUUCUCCCUAUGUAGAAACAACAGAAUAAACGGAAAAUGUCAACUCAAGAAAUUUUGUCUUUCUC
Messenger RNA from Anas platyrhynchos (mallard), 2355 nucleotides. The record is from RefSeq and is a predicted model, not a curated record. Lineage: Eukaryota; Metazoa; Chordata; Aves; Anseriformes; Anatidae.